Molecule: messenger RNA, 1426 nt
Organism: Cetraspora pellucida
Lineage: Eukaryota; Fungi; Glomeromycota; Glomeromycetes; Diversisporales; Gigasporaceae
Source: the annotation of a GenBank genome assembly
GCUAAUAUAGCUAGGCAAGAAUAUCCGGAAACAAUCAGGUUAGGCGCAGAAGUGCAACCAUUAAUACUAAUUGAGGAAGAUAUCGAUGAACAAUAUAAAACAAUACUUAUUAUUGGAGCAGGGCCAGGUGGAUUAUGUCUAGCCCAUUCUUUAUUGAAACACAAUGAAGAAAAAGGGAAAAAUUUUAAAGUAAAAGUUUUUGAAAGAGAUUCAUCACCGACAGACAGAUGGCAAGGUUAUCAUAUAACGUUACAACCGACAGGAGUUCGAUCUUUAUUGAAUUGUACACCAAAGCAUUUACAUUCAAGACUUCGAGAAUUUGCAAUACCAGAUCCGAUACAACAGUUAGAAGACAAAACGUUUUCAAUAGUGAAUCAAUGUGGUAAAUUAUUAUUCGCAUCACCAAAUCUACAAAUUAAGAACCUAUUUGAGUUCUCUGAAAUAAAAGAUGAACCCACAACACCUGUUAUUAGUUAUAGAGAUAGAAUUAGGGAUGUUUUAUUGGAAGGAAUUGAUGUUACUUGGGGCAAAAAAUGUAUUGGGUAUGAAGAAGUAGAACAAGGGGUUUGGGCUUUAUUUGAAGAUGGAACAAAAGAAUUUGGUGACAUUUUGGUUGGAUGUGAUGGAAUCCAUUCAAAUAUUCGAAAACAAAAAUUGCCAAAUUUAAAAAUUGAUAAUUUAGGACUUACUGUAGUUAUAUCGGAUAUAGCACCCACUAAAAAACAAAUUGAUAGAUUAUUUUCAAUUAGUGGAAAUAGUUUAUGUAAACUUUUGUUGGGAACGAAGGGGGAUUUAAUUAUGUAUCAGAUGAGAUAUUUACCAAUUCAAUCCAAAACAAAUCUGCCAAAUAAGAAUGAUGAUAACACCCAUUAUAGAUUAACUAUUUCAUAUAGUUAUAACUCUUUACCUGAAGAUGAAAUUGACAAACUUACAUAUAGAGAUGACGAAUCACCUGAAUUGAAAUUUCCCGAUGAAGAAGAACCAAAAGAUAUUAUAAACAAUGUUAAGGAGAAAUUAAGAAAAUAUCGUCCAAAUAAUGAGUUGACAGAUCUAAUGGUAGAGCUUUGGUCAUUGGUUCCUACAACGGAUGAUUCAACUAUAUAUCAUCCAUUUAAUACAUAUCAUAAACCUAGAAGACGACCAUUGAGAGUUAUUGAUCCAUGCUCAAUUGAAAAAUGGCCUACCACAAGAAUUACUUUAUUGGGUGAUUCAAUACAUGCGAUGAGUCCUUGGCCUGGUUUAGGGACAAACAUUGCAAUGAAAGAUGCAUAUAAAUUAUCACAGUCUCUACUUAGAUGGGGUGAGAUAGAAAAUGAUAAUUGGAGAAGUUGCAUUGAAAGGUACGAAAAAGAAAUGAGAUUAUAUGGAUCUGAAGCCACUUUAAUAUCUAGAAAUGAAACUUUAAAAUUACAUGCUAGAUACAAUA